CUCCAGGGGUCGACUUAUGCGGCGAUGAUUAUUACGGUCACCACUACAUCAUUCGAUCAGAUGCUGGUGUUUACAUGAGAUCAGACAACUUGAACAAAGUAAGUAACAUAGAGGUAUUUGAUCUUCACUACUCGUGCAAGGGGGGAGAUCACUACCUGGCUAACAAUGGCUACUUCUAUAUCAUCAAUGGUACCAAUUACCGCAGAGUGACUAACAUGAAUACUGACGCCGACUCUACAGUCUAUGCACUCCAUCCCAAUUGCCAAGGUGGAGAUCACUACUUGUCCAUGGGUGGCAAAUUUUACAUCAUCUACAAAGAUCGAGGUAUCUACAGGAGGACAACCAACAUGAAUAAAGACGAGAAUGCUGUGGAAUAUCAUCUCCAUCCCAGCUGCAGAGAUGGCCUUUACUACUGGGGCAAUAUGAAUAACAACUUGGAUAGAGUUGAUAAUUCCUUUGCUAUGGGUGUUGUAAAAUUUCUACCAGGUGGACUAGCGACAACAAACGGACCUGCUUUUGGAGAAUGGGAGCUUUUAAAGAGUUUUGAGAAUACAUCCCAUGUUACAGUUGAUUGGUCCAAGCAAGUCAGCCAUCAAAGGGGAGCAAAGAGGGAAAAACUGUCAAGUAUCGAACACGAUUGGAACUUCAAGGUAACCGCCAGUUACAGCAGUGGAAAACUUGCUGCAAACUUCGCCAAAUUCCAGAUAUCCUUGGAAGCAAGUUAUGGCGGAAAGUAUGUUAACACCACGAAGGAAAGCUGGGAUGACGUGACGACGGUGACAGAGAAAGUAAGUGUAUCUGUACCUCCUGACCAGCAAGUCUGUUUCUGGCAAUACAAAGUUGGCUUGGGAGACGAGGAUAUCCUUUUCUGUCCGAAAAUGAAGACGACCCAUAGUAAAGAUCCCCCUACUGAAAUUCCUCUUAAGACUGUAUAAUGUCUGCAUAACCUAUAGUGGCUCUGUAUGAAGAAACAACCGUUUGAAAAGCACGACAUUAUCCGAACUGUGCGUACUGUAGCUUAAUUAAACCUUUUUAAUUUUUGUAGAUUGUGAUGAGCACUCAUCAU
Messenger RNA from Paramuricea clavata, 1066 nucleotides. The record is from the annotation of a GenBank genome assembly. Lineage: Eukaryota; Metazoa; Cnidaria; Anthozoa; Malacalcyonacea; Plexauridae.